AUCAUACGCUCAAACCUUGACAUAUGAAUAGGCGUGCCUAGGUUACUAAACUGCUUAAUUUAUCUAAAGAAAAACGGUCGGAAAUUGAUACAGCCUAUAAAAAAAAUGCCCCAGCUAAAUAAAUACUGGAAUGCACAAGGAGGGACCGUUCUCUCUUUGAGCUGCGCCAAAGUAGCAUAUGUUGGACUAUAAUAAUUUAUAGAUAGCAUGACAGUAAACAAGCAACUGCUAGAGGGAGCUAACACGGAAAACGAUUUGAUACGAGAAGAAAACAUGCAUCGAUACCUCUUUGCCUAAUGCUAGUGGAUGCGUCCAGGUAAAUAAGCUAGGCUACACCAGGAACAAUGUGCAGUGGCCGCGGUCAUCACAACAACGCAUGGAUCGCGACCUCAUCCUGCCAGCUUCUGUGUUGCGGUGCUCUGGAAUUGCCUAAUAACAAUCUAAUUUCUGACAUAGGCUACAGCUUUCACAACGCACCACGCCUACUCAUCAUUGAACGCACCUCGAUUAACCAUCUUCGCCAGUGCACAGUGUGCUUUUCAAAAGGGAGCGAAAGAGAGACUGGUCCGCAUCUCCUCAUGUCGCGGAGAAAGGAACAUUGGAUAGACGAGGCAAGGAUGGGUGGUUUGACACUGAUUCUGCAUCCAUGAGCGCCUUCACUUCCAUAGUGUUGUUUUUUGACCCAGGUACCACUGGAUAGUUCUGGCGAGCGAGAAAGAAACUGCUGUUAGGAAGUUUGGAUGCAAAUGGCCACAACCACCAUGAUCUUUAUGAUUUUGGGGGCUUCACUUGUGAUGGCAGUAGCGUGUCUAACGGACAUGAACGCUCUACUAGACCGCUUUCACAACUACAUCUUACCACAUUUACGAGGGGAGGACCGCGUCUGCCAUUGCAACUGUGGAAGGCACCAUGUCCACUAUGUGAUCCCGUACGAUGGGGACCAGUCUCUGGUAGACUCGGCAGAGAACUACUUUGUGAGUGAUAGCGUGACCAAGCAGGAGCUGGACCUGAUGCUGGGGCUGCUGCUGGGCUUCCUCCUCAGCUGGCUACUGCUGUGGCUGGACGGGGCGCUGCACGCUGCCCUCAGGGCCUGGAGGGCCAAACAGCACCAUGAUGUGUUCUCCUGGUCAUGGGUUCCCCGCUUCUGUAACCUGAGAGACCUGGGGAGACGGGUGCACCUGAGGAAGCUGGAGGACUCCAGUGGGAACAUGGUGCACAUUAAGCAGAAGCUGUACCACAAUGGGCACCCCAGCCCUCGUAACCUCUGAGGGCCAUUGCACAUUGGACACCCCAGCCCACGCCACCUCUGAGAGCCAUGGCACAACGGCCACCCCAUUCCACAUCAACUCUGAGAGCAAUGGACUGGCUGAGACAGAUUGAGACCUGCUGUCAACUGACCAACCAGACUUUAGCCACAUGGGCAACUAAAGAAUGACUAUCCAAGAUAUACCUUUCAAACCAUACUGUUUCUUAUGGACACUGGAUAGAGCACUUUCUCAAGUGACCCCAUGGUCUUCACCCACAGUGCACUCCUCACCCCCCAUAUUUUAUGUAAAAAGAUUGUAGUUAAUGAGAAUCCAUUUAGGAGGGCGUAAGCAAUUUGCCAGAGUGUGUCUGUUUUUGAAAAUAGUUAUAUAUAUUUUGUUUUAGAAUGUCAAUUUUGCUAGAAGUGGGGAUAGGGUGUAUUCAGUAUUUUGCUUGGGUUUUGUCAGUUUGUAAAAACAUGUGUUAAUUUUGCCUGAAGAUGUCAGUUUUGAAAUUAGAAUAUUUAUUUUGCUCAAGGUUGUUUAUUUUUGACAGGGGUUUGUGUAUUGGAAGAGGCACACUAUAUAUACAAAAGUAUGUGGACACCACUUCAAAUUAGUGGAUUCGGCUAUUUCAGCCACACCCAUU
This is a messenger RNA of Salvelinus sp. IW2-2015, 1893 nucleotides long. Its product is annotated as transmembrane protein 240-like. Lineage: Eukaryota; Metazoa; Chordata; Actinopteri; Salmoniformes; Salmonidae. The record is from RefSeq and is a predicted model, not a curated record.